CACAUUCUAUAAUCCAUUAUUUUGCCCGUGGCCAGCAUUCAGCCAACUUGGGUUUGUUUCAAACCUUUGCAAACAAACACCGAUACGUCUGCAAGCCAGUGGAGGCACUUGAGGUGCAGGCACUUUAUAAACGUUCCUCCAGACUUUUUCCAUCUGAUCUUUUCUUCUAACGUCCGCAAUCAUGGCGUUCUCUUGGUUCGAUGAAGUUGGGAGCAUGCCUCCGAUUGAGGUGUUUGAGCUGAACCGCAAGUUUUUGGAGGAUAAAGAUACCAACAAAGUGAACUUAGGGAUCGGCGCUUAUCGCUCUGAAGAAUUGAAGCCAUGGGUUUUACCUGUUGUGAAACAAGUGGAAAGGAGCAUCGUUGAAGAUGCCAGCAUCAACUUCGAAUAUCUGCCCAUCCUGGGGCUAGAAAGCUUCUCCUCGGCAGCCACUCGGAUGCUACUGGGUGCCGACAGUGCAGCUUUGAAUGAGAACCGGGCAUUCGGUGUGCAGACCCUCUCCGGAACCGGUGCUCUGCGUCUGGCGGCGGAUUUUCUGGCCAGUUGUGUGCCUUCAGUGACGAAGAUCGCCUACAUUUCCACACCGACCUGGGAAAACCAUCGGCUGUUGUUUUUGAAAGCGGGAUUUAAUGAGGUGCGGGAGUAUCACUAUUGGGAUGCGGAGAAGCGUGCGCUGGAUUUGAAGAAUAUGCUCAACGAUUUGAAUGACGCGCCGGAACGAUCGGUGGUCAUUCUGCAUGCCUGCAGUCAUAAUCCAACUGGAGUGGAUCCAACCCGUGAUGAGUGGAAGGAAAUAGUUAAAAUUAUCAAAGCACGCAAACUGUUCCCAGUACUGGAUUCAGCGUACCAAGGCUUUGCUUCCGGUGAUCUUGACGCAGAUGCUUGGGCUGUUCGCCAUUUUGCCGAGCAAGGUCUGGAAUUCGUUUGCGCACAAUCCUUCGCCAAGAACUUCGGCAUCUACUCGUCCCGUGUAGGCAAUUUAGUUGUGGUCACCAGUAAAGCGGAAACUGUUCCCAAAAUCAAAUCGCAGCUGACCAUCCUCGUCCGCGGCAACUACUCUAAUCCCCCCGCGCAGGGCGCGCGUAUCGUCAGCGCGGUGCUAAAUGAUGAGAAACUGACGCAGCUAUGGAAGGAGCACAUUCGCACAAUGUCCGGCCGGAUGAAAAAUAUGAGGCAGCUGUUACGCGGCAAACUGGAGGCGUUGGGGACCCCGGGCACGUGGAAUCACUUGACGGAUCAGAUUGGAAUGUUCGCCUAUACCGGUCUGACUGAGGCACAGUGCCAGCAGCUAAUUGAUAAGCACCAUAUUUAUUUGUUGAAGAGCGGGCGGAUUAACGUGUGUGGAAUUGCGCCAGGGAAUGCCGAUUAUGUGGCCAAGGCCAUUCAUGAGGUGGUCACUACGGUUAAGUAAUAACGAGAGAACAACGCUUUAGUAUUUAUUUGUUUUUAUUAUUUUGGCUUCCGCGCUUUCAUGGUAUUCGAUGGUUCUGACAUUUUGUGAUGUGUUCUGGUUUUAAUUAAUUUUAAUUUUGUUGUGACAGCUUGAAUGCUAAGACGUGGAUUUGCUCCAGGCAAGUGCCAAAAGGUGCUUUUAUUUGCUUACGAGUAUAGUAAGUACUGUACUUGCGUAAUUUAAAGUCGCGUAUUUCUUAUGUUUUCCCGGAACCGUGCUUAACGGUGGCGACGUGGCGUUAUUCCUUCAAUAAAGAAAGCGUUGCGCUUGA
This is a messenger RNA of Paramacrobiotus metropolitanus, 1724 nucleotides long. Its product is annotated as aspartate aminotransferase, cytoplasmic-like. The record is from RefSeq and is a predicted model, not a curated record. Gene Ontology annotation, cellular component: cytosol. Gene Ontology annotation, molecular function: L-aspartate:2-oxoglutarate transaminase activity; pyridoxal phosphate binding. Bases 182 to 1411 code for a protein of 409 amino acids. Lineage: Eukaryota; Metazoa; Tardigrada; Eutardigrada; Parachela; Macrobiotidae. The transcript has 5 exons. Gene Ontology annotation, biological process: L-aspartate biosynthetic process.